AUGAAGCUGCGAACGCGACUCUGCAAGAAGAGUUCCCUAAAAACCACCGAGGCAGCAGGGGAAGGCAGCCAAACAAGUUCGAAUUAUCCACUGAGCUGCGUGGAUUGGAGCAGCAAUGAGGAGAUAUAUUUUGUGAGCGAUGACCACCAGAUCUUCAAGUGGAGCGACGUGACCCGAGACUCUGUGGAGGUAGCCAAACUGCCAGAUGACUUUGUCCCUACGGACCUGCACUGGCUCCUGCUAGGCGGCCGGAGCAGUGGCGGGGGCAAGGGCAGCGACACCUUGCUGGUGUGCAGCAACGAUGGCCGGUUCGUGAUCCUCAAUAAGAGUGCCCGCGUGGAGCGAAGCAUCUCGGCCCAUGGGGCAGCUAUUAGUUCGGGACGAUGGAGUCCUGAUGGCGCCGGUCUGCUCACCGCUGGCGAGGAUGGUGUGAUCAAGAUCUGGUCAAGAUCCGGUAUGCUACGCUCCACGGUGGUGCAGAACGAGGAGGCCAUACGCUGCGCUCGCUGGGCACCCAACUCCACCUCGAUUGUGUUCUGUCAGGGAAGUCAUGUGUCCAUCAAGCCACUGGCAGCUAAUAGCAAGCUUAUAAGGUGGCGCGCCCAUGAUGGCCUGGUUCUGGCCCUCAGUUGGUCCGCUCAGUCCAAUGUCAUAGCCUCCGGCGGCGAGGACUUUCGCUUCAAGAUCUGGGAUGCCCAGGGCGCCAAUCUGUUUACCAGUGCCGCCGAGGAGUUCGCCAUCACGAGUGUGGCCUUCAAUCCCGAGAAGGAUUACCUGCUGGUUGGCACUUUCAAUCUGCUCAAGCUGUGCCACAGCACGGGAUGGUCCUACAACAGUGCCCGCUUUACGGCCCCGAGUGUGGGCUCCUUUUUCAGCUUGUCCUGGUCGGCGGAUGGCACUCAGGUGGCGUGUGGCACCUCCACGGGUCAGCUAAUAGUGGCCUAUGCCAUCGAGCAGCAAUUGAUCUCCAGGAAUCUAAAGGCCACCAGCAAUAGUCGCAAGUCCAUUGCUCUAAAGGACAUUGCCAAUGGCACCCAAGAUGUCCUGGAUUUUCCGCAGCGCGUUAUUAACUUUGGUCUGGGCUAUGGACACCUGGUGGUGGCCACCACCCAUCAGAUUCACAUCUACAAUGAAAAGUACAUCAAUACCCCUAUUAUAGUCGAUGGCAGGAACGAUACCAGGGUCAUUGAAGUGGGCAAGAAAUACUUUAUGAUCUUGGAUGCCUCGUCUAUAUGGGUGUACACCUACACGGGUCGCCUGCAUUUGAAUCCCCGAUAUCCCGGCUCCCAAGCGCAGAUUCCCCUGCUCACCUGGCGCUCCCUCUCCUUGGGCCUUGAUGUCCUGGCCAUUCGUGACAAUUCAGACCCCACGCUGCUUCACCUUUUCGAUCUGAUACCAGGUGCAUCGCGGCAGUACGAUCCGCAUUCGUUGAGAGCCAAGCAGCCGCUGGCGGAGAUCGCCGCCUGUCGAGCGGGCACACCGGAUGACCAGUUCGUGGCCUUCAUAGACUCCAAUCGGGAGCUGUUCGUCAGUGAGUCGCGCAAUCUCAGUGGUGAGCGGACCGACGAGAUUUACAAGAUCGGGACGCAGCUCACGGCGAUUAAAUGGGCCAGCGAGACGAAUAUCCUGGUGGGAGUGCACGACUCCUGCUACAGCAUUUGGUACUGUCCCGGAGAGGGAGCCUCCGAUCCCACGAUCAUUGCCCUCACCACCAUUACCUUGGACACCGCGGAAUUCGGCAAGCAGAUUGCCAUCGAGAGUUUCGAGGAUGCAGUAAUUACUUUUCGUUGUGCUGGGGCCCUGCUCCCCGUCAAUGUGAACAUCUACUGCGAGGUCCUGCAUCGCGCUCUGCUCGAGGGCCAGUGGCCGCAGGCGCUGAAGAUCUGCCGGCUGGCACAGCAUGCCAGUCUGUGGGCCACCUUGGCGGCGGUGGCCACCAGGAAACACCAACUGCAGAUUAGCGAGGAGGCCUAUGCAGCCGCCUUGCAAAUCGACAAGGUGAGCUACCUGCAGCACCUAAAGACACUGACGCCCUCGAGUGCCGAGCAGAUGGCAGAGAACUCGCUGAUGCUGGGCAGGAUGCUGGAGGCGGAGACGAUCCUGCUGCAUGGCCGUAAGAUCCAACAGGCGGUGGGUCUGUCCCUGCGAAUGCACAACUGGCGGAGAGCCUUGGAAAUUGCCCAGAAACAUAGAGUGGAGGAGCCGGACCUGAUGCAGCGGGUGCUCCAAGAGAGGAUCAAGUACCUCAAGGCGUUGCAAAGGGAGGAAUGGGAUCCCACAUACCUACCUCACGUGGUAAAAGAGGAUCCUAAUAGUAGUCCCAGCGAAUAG
Messenger RNA from Drosophila kikkawai, 2331 nucleotides. RefSeq names its product intraflagellar transport protein Oseg5 (gene Oseg5). Gene Ontology annotation, molecular function: protein binding. The record is from RefSeq and is a predicted model, not a curated record. Lineage: Eukaryota; Metazoa; Arthropoda; Insecta; Diptera; Drosophilidae. Gene Ontology annotation, cellular component: cilium; intraciliary transport particle B; centrosome. Gene Ontology annotation, biological process: cilium assembly.